AUGGCUACCAUUUCACGUCAACCGUUUGCGCCUCUCGAUGGAGCGAGACUUCAGAACCUGACCAGCAUUAAGAAUAGACAGAAUGCUAUUUCUCCCGUUUCUGGUGGCAAGCGCAAAGCCUCCGAUGUAGACUCCGACGAUUUCGAGAAUGUCGACCCUGUUGUCUCUAAGCGAGCAAAGGGCCUCGACAGUUUCUACCCUUCCAAGGACUCUAUCAAGCCUUCCUCAUUCGUCCUCACCAAAGCCGCACCCCUUGCCGAUAGCCCCUCUUUCACGAACACCAAGCCGACUCUUCCUCGACCUCGCAGUCUUCUCCAGCCCAAGUCGCCCGCCGCCAAGAUCAACACCGGCAUCGCCAAGUCAUCCCCGCUCUCCGCUCCUGCCGGUCGCUCACCGACCCGCGGUAAGCGCUCCGGCCUUCUCUCCAGCCGUCGUCGCACUGCCGGCCCCUACACUCGUGUAGAUCCUCCCUUGUUCAACCUCUCUUCCGCUGCCGCCCCAUUCAGUCUUGAUGCCGCCCUCAAGGGUACCAUCACCAGCUAUGCAGCCCGUUCGUCUGUCGCCUCAUCUUCGCGUAGUGCAGUCAAGGAACUGCAUGAGCCUGAGAUGAAGGCCUCAUGGUUCUUCGACAUUCACGAGGACACUCCUGAGCAGGAGAUGACCAACAUGCUGCAGCACGGCACCUGUGUUCUUGACAUCAGCUCCGACGAGGAGAGUGAGCGCAAGCGCAGCCUGGACCGCGCAGAAGGCCGCGAUAAAGAGAACGUGCCGCCAGUUGAUGACGUCAGCCAGACUUCCACCAGAAGGUCUACGCGCCGUGCAAGCGAGGACGACAUGAUCUUUGAGAAGGAGAGGACAGCUCUAGGCGAAAUGGACGCCAGUGAGUUCUACGCUCUGGGCUGCGAUGAGUCGUCAGUCAUUAUCGUGCCUGGUGACGAGGAGGAGGAGGGAGAGUCUUCCGCUCCGGCUGAGAUCCCCGAAGCGAAUGAUAUCCCGCCAGAAGUCAAGGUUGAGGCUCCUGAACCUAUCUCUGAAUCCAAGGAUGUGGACGAUCUCAUGGGUAAAUCUACCGAGCCAGCAGCUAAGGCGGCUGUCUUGAAGCCCAUAGAAGGCACGGGCGAAAGCUUCGAGCUUUGGGAGAGCGGGAGCGCAAAAGACGACGCAGAAGUUGUGGCUGCCGUGGAGUGCUGA
Molecule: messenger RNA, 1191 nt
Organism: Colletotrichum truncatum
Lineage: Eukaryota; Fungi; Ascomycota; Sordariomycetes; Glomerellales; Glomerellaceae
Product: thymidylate kinase
Source: RefSeq, a predicted model, not a curated record